GGUCGUUCGGUUGGUGCGCGCGGAACAGUGACGAUUCGACUGGUCAAGCGGUUGGGGUUUAUGAGCAUUGCUGAUACGUCGGUGAUAAGAGAACGCGUGCGUUUUGUUUCAAUAACAACAUUCUGCAUUUAUAAGCGUUCUCGAAUGCUGUUUUACGAUCUCACAUUUGGAAUUUGGACAGAGAUUUGUUCGUCUUAUAAAGAAAGAGUUGUUUCAAAGCGUAUUUAAUGUCGUGACGCUGUUAUCGAACGAUUUCGAAGUGCACAUGUGUCAUGGAUGUCAAGAAGUAGGCGUCGUCUGUGCUAAAUGCCAAAAUCAAAUAUAACAUGACAUCCCGCGAAACGACGGAAUGUAACAUCAUAGUGUAUAAGUUAGCGAAAAAACGUGUUGCAGAAAAAGGAGUAGAGAAUCAAUGUUACAUACGCUAUUCAGGGUGCGCUGAAUAAUUGAUUUCCUGAAACAAAGUACAAAUAUCUUAUAGACGCUAUCUGAAGCUGUCGCUAAAUGAAUCUAGAGUUAGAGAUGUUACCUUCGAACACGCUCGAGGUAGAAGUCGGGAGUUCAUCGUCUCCAAGAGGAUAUGAUACGACAAGUAAAAGUUUCCUCCUGGAGACGAUGCCCGGUGACUUGCAUACCGAAACAGCAGCUUGCCGUUUCUUAGAGGGAGAGGUCGUUGCUCGAUGUCAGGAAGAAAGCAAUGAGACGACUAAAACUAUACCAGAAUCAGAAUAUUCGAAAAAGAAGAUUGAAUCAGCUGGUAGUAGCAGAUCCAUCAGUGAUCACCCGUGUCAAAGUUUUUCGAAGGUUUCCACAUCUCUGCAAAGCCUCGUACGUCGAAAAAGUCGUAAACACGGCGCAUCCUCAUUACCUUUAGACGUAGAACUCUCGACGUAUUCUCUGCAUCCUAGUUGUCUUAUUGAACCACCGAAAGAAAGCAAUGUUAAUGGAUAUAGAAACGACGAAGAAGCCGUUUGUACCACACGUACAUCCACGCUUAUUUACGCUUCUUCCAUGCAAUUAUCAUCUAGGGGUGACAACAAUGUGCAGGAUACUACCUCGCUGACGAACAACGUCGCGACUGUCACUACGACCGCUGGCACUAAUAACCUUACUUCUUCGGUCAGUGGAAGUCGUCUCAGUAAUACCGCUACGUCUUUGAUAAGGACUACCAGCGUGAUCACGGCAGGACCGUCCACGUCUUCCUGGAACAAUUCCGCGGAGGAGGAGUUGGAUUACGUUGUUGAUCCGGUUCAAGGAAACGCUUAUUACAAGGGACAACUUCUUGGGAAGGGUGGAUUCGCGAAAGUUUUUCUGAUGACUGAUGUCAAUAAUGGAAAUGAAUACGCAUGCAAGAUUAUCAGGAAAAAUCGAAUGCAAAAAAUCCAUAUGCAAAAGAGUUUGAUGCACGUGCUGAAGUACCGUGGCAAAGUCACGGAGCCGGAAGCACGGUAUUACAUGAAACAAAUGGUAACCGGUGUUGCGUAUAUUCACUCUCAGAAAGUUGUCCAUCGGGAUUUGAAGCCAGGUAACAUGUUCCUAUCGGACCGUAUGAUUGUCAAGAUCGGAGACUUUGGACUGGCGACAAGGCUUGACGGACAGUGCAGACGAGUGACGAUAUGCGGAACACCGAAUUACAUCGCGCCGGAAGUGUUGUAUAAGCAAGCAUACAGUUACGAGGCGGAUGUUUGGGCGCUCGGGUGCAUACUGUACGCCCUGCUGGUAGGGCAACCACCUUUCGACACAGCAUCGCUGAAAGAAACGUACGCGAGGAUAUGUAACAAUCAUUAUCGGGAGGUUGACGAUUCGAUAGCGAGCCGAAACGGGCAAGAUCUUAUCAAAUGGCUCCUCCAACCGAAUCCCGAGCUCAGGCCUUCUUUGGAGAGGGUAAAGGAACACGCUUAUCUCACCAAGGAAUACGUGCCAGCUUCGUUGCCUCGUAUUUCUUGCUUCCAAAUGCCACGUCCCUCCGUAAUCGAUCCGGUGUCGUCGCCUUCGUCCAAUUCUAUUGCAUCUAGAAAUCAGAAGCUUAAUAAUACUCAGGUUCAUACUAUUCAACAGUCUCAACAACAGCAGGAGCAGCAACAGCAACAUCAUCAAACAAAUCUUUCUCAGAAAAGUUUACGAAAGGGAUCGAAAGUGAUCAGUUGGUUAGCUAGAAAGCUUCGGAAAGUUCCGAAAUUCAGACAAAGAUUAAGCAGUGUUCUUUGUCCAGAUCAGAAAAAAAUUAUUGGAUCCACAGCUCAGAGUAUACAAAUACAUCAUGCACUAGAAAAUUGCAUCAAAGAAAUAAAGUGUAAAAACAAGAUACGUAAUCAUCCACCUGUAAGGGAUAUCGUACCUCUGUUUAUCACUAAAUGGAUUGAUUAUUCGAAUAAAUACGGCCUAGGUUUUCAAUUAUCUGACAAAUCUGUAGGCAUCCUCUUCAACGAUCAUACGAAAAUCAGUUACACACAUGACAGAAGAAGAGUGGAGUACGUGACAACCGAUGAUGAAGUAACAAGAUAUCAAAAAGAAGAAGAUGUUCCAGCUGCUCUGCAGAAAAAACUUGUAUUAUUGCAACGUUUCACACAGUAUAUGGACAAAUUUAUGACUGAAGGUGGUGAAAUUAAGAAACACCGAGUUACACCAAAGCAGUCGAAGAAUGUUUGUGUGCCACGAAUGAGAAGGUGGUUAAGAACUGAUAAGACCAUUAUGAUGGAACUAUCGGUACCACUUUUACAAGUGAAUUUCUUCGAGGAUCACACGAAAUUGGUAGUCUCACAAGAAUCUCCUAACAAGGGAUAUCUGAUUACAUAUAUAGAUACCAGUAGACGUACAUCUUCGUAUUGGUUAAAUGAUAUACGAGAUUUUGGUUGUACAACAGAUCUCUACGAGCGUUUAUAUUAUGUUUACAAAGUAUCCAGAGAAUUUGCAGAAAUGCAUAAUAACACAAUCGCUUGACCAACAAAGAUAAGACGUAAGACGCAUUAUUCGUUGAACGAUUGAAAUUUGUUUUAUAGAAUCUAUGUUUGUUCAGUUAGCUGCACUCGUUCUAUUUGCAAUUCGUUUCUUUUCUUAAAAAUUAUU
Molecule: messenger RNA, 3066 nt
Organism: Apis florea (little honeybee)
Lineage: Eukaryota; Metazoa; Arthropoda; Insecta; Hymenoptera; Apidae
Product: serine/threonine-protein kinase PLK1
Biological process (GO): mitotic spindle organization; protein phosphorylation
Cellular component (GO): nucleus; kinetochore; spindle pole
Molecular function (GO): protein serine/threonine kinase activity; protein binding; ATP binding
Source: RefSeq, a predicted model, not a curated record